Molecule: messenger RNA, 531 nt
Organism: Spirometra erinaceieuropaei
Lineage: Eukaryota; Metazoa; Platyhelminthes; Cestoda; Diphyllobothriidea; Diphyllobothriidae
Source: the annotation of a GenBank genome assembly
AUGGCUUGCAAGUCCGGGGAAAUCAAGGGGUAUGCUGGCCGCAAUGAAAUAAAGAACUUCUUUGCAUCAAUCAAGACCAUCUACGGCCGCACGAUAAAAAGUACUGUGCCGCUUCGCAGCCCCGAUGGAACAACACUACUGACGAAAUCACAGAUUCUAAAGCGCUGGGUCGAACACUUCAAAAGUACCCUCAACGGCUCAUCCGCUGUCUCCGACGCCGCCAGUGGCAGACUCCUUCAAGUGGAGACGAACGACGACCUGUAUCUCCCGCCUUCUCUCCCGGAGACAAUCAGGGCCGUGCGUCAACUCUCCAGCAGGAAAACACAGGGAGCUGACGCGAUUCCAACCGACGUGUACAGGCACAACAGCCCCCCGGCUACUGCAUCAGCUGAGCUAUUCCCGGAGGUGUGGUGUCAGGGCUCAGUUCCUCAGAACGUCAAGGAUGCGACAAUUGUCCAUCUCUACACGCGGAAAGAGGACGGGCAACUUUGUGAUAAUCUCAGGACAAUCUCGUUUCUAAACAUCGCCUAG